This is a messenger RNA of Penicillium verrucosum, 201 nucleotides long. RefSeq lists its product as uncharacterized. NCBI's taxonomy places the organism in Eukaryota, Fungi, Ascomycota, Eurotiomycetes, Eurotiales, Aspergillaceae. The coding region runs from base 1 to 201 and encodes 66 amino acids. The record is from RefSeq and is a predicted model, not a curated record. The transcript has a single exon.
AUGCUCUUCGAGUUCGUCGGAAUUGUCUGGACGGACCCUGGUACGCAUAAUGUGCUUUACCACGAGGACGACAUCGACCUAUGCAAUGGGGAAGAAGUUGUACACCAACCUGGGAUGACGGCUAUCUUUGGCCAUGUGGCAGUGGAACAAAGAAAUUCCGAUACUUUGGACUCGCUAGGGGUGGAUGAUGAUGACGAAUGA